AUGUAUGUUGACAACGAAGCAAAUGAAGAUGAUGAAUCUGAAGAUAGGUUGGACGAAAUGUUCCGUGAUGUUGGAGAAGAGUUCACAAAUCGAUCAAAUGAGUUGGAUGAAUUAUUAAAUGAUUCAAAACAGCCUUUAUGGCCCGGGUGUAGUAAAUAUACUCGCUUAUCUGCUGUUUUGAAAUUAUUCAACUUAAAAGCUGGGAAUGGAUGGAGCGACAAGAGCUUUACUGCUUUACUUGAUUUAAUAAACGAUAUGCUUCCAGAAGAUAAUGGACUCCCGAAGAGUACAUAUGAUGCAAAGAAGAUUAUGUGUCCCAUAGCUUAUGGAAACCUGGCUGGGUAUAGUGUCAAAGGACAUAAGGCAUGCCCUAUACGUGAAGAUAAUACAUGUUAUACACAACUUGUCCAUGGCAGAAAGACAGUCUACUUGGGUCACCGGAGGUUUCUUGAUAGAGCUCACCCUUACAGGAGAUUAAAAAAGGCUUUCAAUGGGCAACAAGACUAUACAGAUGCUCCACAACCAAUGACUGGGAUUGAAGUUUAUGAACGUGUGAAAGGUAUAAAUGUUACUUUUGGUAAAACUCAAAAGCUUAAAUCUCAAAGAGGUAAGAGGUCAAGAGCUAAUGUUGAGCAACUAUUGCCAGUGGCUGUUAGAGGUAUAUUGCCCAAAAAGUUGAGAUAUACUAUUAUAAGGUUUUGUUUCUUUUUCAAUGCUAUCUGUGGAAAAGUGAUUGAUCCAGACAAACUAGAUGAAUUGCAAAAUGGCAUUAUUGUUACAUUGUGUCAGUUGGAGAUGUAUUUUCCACCGUCAUUUUUUGAUGUCAUGGUUCAUUUGGUUGUACAUCUGGUGCGAGAGAUCAAACAGUGCGGUCCUGCUUAUUUGAGGUGGAUGUACCCAUUUGAACGGUACAUGAAAGUCUUAAAAGGUUAUGUGAGGAACCGGUAUCGACCAGAAGCAUCUAUUGUUGAAAGCUAUAUUGCUGAGGAGGUAACUGAAUUUUGUACUGAAUAUUUGGCGGGGGUAGAAGCUAUUGGUCUUUCUAAGUAUCGACAUGAAGGAAGAAGUGCUGGGAAAGGUACUCGAGGACGCAAAGUAGCCGGUAUGCCUCGUGAAGAUAUUGAGGAAGCACAUUUGUACAUCUUGCAUAAUACAAGUGAAGUCGAGCCAUAUUUAGAUGAGCACAAGGCACUGACUAAAGAGCAAAAUCCAAGAAAGACAGACAUGUGGAUUGUGAGCGAACAUAAUCGUACUUUUAUUAGUUGGUUCAAGAAUAAAGUUCUGAGUGCUACUAACUAUUCUGAAACAGUACGAUGGUUAGCUCAUGGUCCUUUGCACUUCAGUAGUUCAAAAGAUAAAAAUCCAGUCAUUGCAGAGUUGUCAUAUUAUGGUGUGAUUGAAGAAAUAUGGGAGGUUGAUUAUGUUCAGUUCAAAGUGCCGAUGUUCCGAUGUAAAUGGGUAGAUAGUAAACACGGUGUUAAAGCUGAUGAGUUAGGGUUUACACUUGUCGAUUUGAACAGGGAAGGUCACAAAAAUGAGCAAUUCAUAAUGGCAUCUCAAGCAAAACAAGUAUUUUUUGUUACUGAUCCUAGUGAUAAAAAAUGGUCUGUUGUUCUUCAUGGAAAGAGACAAAUUACUGGUGAUGGGAAUGAAGAUGUUAGUUAUGAGAUUGAGGAAAUACCACCCUUUUCUUCAAGUUUAUUACUAGUUAUUAUAGAUAAUGAGAUAGAUGAAGUGCAUGCAUCACGUGAUGAUCAUCAUGAAGGGCUAUGGGAGAAUUGA
Molecule: messenger RNA, 1782 nt
Organism: Ipomoea nil (Japanese morning glory)
Lineage: Eukaryota; Viridiplantae; Streptophyta; Magnoliopsida; Solanales; Convolvulaceae
Exons: 4
Coding region: 1-1782 (593 amino acids)
Source: RefSeq, a predicted model, not a curated record